Messenger RNA from Hippocampus zosterae (dwarf seahorse), 2551 nucleotides. It is a transcript of the gene vps26a, whose product is annotated as VPS26, retromer complex component A. The record is from RefSeq and is a predicted model, not a curated record. Gene Ontology annotation, biological process: retrograde transport, endosome to Golgi; intracellular protein transport. Gene Ontology annotation, cellular component: retromer complex; endosome. The transcript has 9 exons. Lineage: Eukaryota; Metazoa; Chordata; Actinopteri; Syngnathiformes; Syngnathidae. The coding region runs from base 81 to 1154 and encodes 357 amino acids.
GUUCUGGUCAAGGAUCACGUGAGCGUCACUACCCAGCUCAGAGCCAGCUGACCUGCGUCACGUGACCACCAGUCUCCAGCAUGCGAUGCCUGGUCCGCGCGCACGCGCACGAGAUAGAAUUUAGCGAGGCUAAGCUGUUAGCUUCAACUGCCUACUUGACGGCCGAGAUGAGUUUCCUGGGGGGUUUGUUUGGGCCUGUGUGUGAGAUUGAUGUGCUGCUCAACGAUGCUGAGAGCCGGAAGAUGGCUGAACUCAAGACAGAAGAUGGAAAGAUGGAGAAACAUUAUAUGUUCUAUGAUGGAGAAUCUGUGUCUGGCAAGGUGAAUCUAAAUGUGAAGCAGGGAGGAAAACGACUGGAGCAUCAGGGCAUCCGCAUUGAGUUUGUUGGACAGAUCGAACUGUUCUCGGACAAAAGCAACACCCAUGAGUUUGUGGAUCUGGUGAAAGAGUUAGCAUUGCCGGGAGAGCUCACGCAGAACCGAAGCUACGACUUUGAGUUCAUGCAGGUGGAGAAGCCCUAUGAGUCGUACACGGGCGCUAACGUCAGACUAAGGUAUUUUCUCAGGGUGACAAUAGUUCGUCGACUGUCAGAUCUAGUGAAGGAGUACGAGCUGAUUGUUCACCAGCUGGCCACCUACCCAGACGUCAACAACUCUAUUAAGAUGGAAGUCGGCAUCGAAGACUGCCUUCACAUCGAGUUUGAAUACAAUAAAUCCAAGUACCACUUAAAGGAUGUCAUUGUCGGGAAGAUUUACUUUUUGCUGGUCAGGAUCAAGAUCCAGCACAUGGAGCUGCAGCUCAUUAAGAAGGAGAUAACAGGCAUAGGACCCAGUACGACCACGGAGACGGAUACAGUUGCAAAGUAUGAGAUCAUGGAUGGGGCACCAGUUAAAGGAGAAUCGAUUCCUAUCAGACUCUUUCUGGCAGGGUACGACUUGACAGCCACCAUGCGGGACGUCAACAAGAAGUUCUCUGUACGUUACUUCCUGAAUCUAGUGUUGGUGGAUGAAGAAGAUAGAAGAUACUUUAAGCAGCAGGAGAUCGUUUUGUGGAGGAAAGCCCCAGAGAAGAUGAGAAAACGAAACUUCCUCCAGCGCUAUGAGUCUCCUGAUUCCCAAACUCAGCCUGUUGAUGCGGAGCAGCCCGAGAUGUGAGGGCGAGUGAGGCUAUGAACUGAAAAUACGCACACGCACGCACACACACACACACACACACAACCGGACUUCACUGCUGAGCAGUCAGACAUGUGAUAGCUGCCCCACUGUCUGCUUGAACCUGACAUGAACACACACUCAAUGACAUCUCUGUCACCUCAGCGACACACAUGAGCUGUCCUUCUGCUAGCAUGCAGUACCAUCACACUCUUAUUUGGACGCACGAGCACAUGUUCUGCCGAAUGCCUGACAACACGCAGACAUGACAAGGACAAAGAAGACAGCAACCGCUUACGCCUUCUUUGCUAACAGGAUUUCAUUCGCUUGCAUCAUCUGGUGUGGAACCAGCCACUACUACGCAAUGCUGUUUUUCCAGUCUGAUGGACACACACAUAUACUGUGCUUUAUUACAAUUUGUCACCCACCAUGGACACUACGGCACUCUUGGUGAGCCAUCUUGUAGGGUGACACUGUCACCAGUAAGCAUAUCUUGUAAAAAAGUUGCUCUUACUUUGGAACUGAGAAUCAAAUGCCCAUCAUUGGUUUUUAAUUAUGUAAUUUGUUUCCAGUUUCAUCAAGAAUUUUCAGCUUGUAAUCCUGAAUGUUCUUUCUGAUGACGCUACUUUAUAGAUACAAUACAUUUCAAGGUUUAAAGGUAUUUCACGCGGUUUACACAGUUUUGGGUCGCUGUCAGGAAUUACGUCAAGAGUUUUACGGCAGAGUAUCCACUGAUUCUAAGGUCUCUGAGUAAUUUGUUGGACUUCUUUGGUCUGCAUCUGCUCUCACCUAGACAUACCUGGCAGUUUUUAUUUGCGUGUGCGCCUAAUGUUUUCGGUUAAUACCAUUCAAUGUAAUCUGCUCACGUCUGUUGUUGCAGUCCUCAAAAUUCAGCACUGUAUUUCACUGUGAUACUUUCAUUUAAACGGUUGUACGAUGUCAGCAAACCCAUUUGAUGGGGAAUUAGCACAUAAGCUCGGUGUUGCACAAAGGUGCUAAAUGUCCACUUUAUCUGCAACCGUAAACUCAGUUGCCAUUUAUAUACUGUAUUGCAUAAUGAUUUAAUUGGAAUUUUGUGUUUGUCGCAUGUGCAAAGUCACGACUCCAUGAGUUUCAUAAACGUAUUUGUCUCUCCACUCACCAGUUGAAUAUGGCUCUUAUUCUCAACUUUUGGGAACCAUUUAUUUCAGAUUUAUUUUCUUGCUGCCAUACUCCCAUUUAUUUAUUUCUAAUCAGGUGAUAUGUUUAUCCUUUAAAUACCUGCAUAGAUAAAGAAAACACCGUCCUCCCCUAUUUGCAUGGUGUCUUACAACAACAAACCACAAGAACAGUAUGUGCGUAUGUACAGAAUUAAUCCCUUAAAAACUGAAAUAAAUAAAGCAAAUUUAUAUUGACAGUUA